AGCGUCAAGUCCAUCGCGGUGCUGGCGCUGAGCUCGGUGGACGGCGACCCGGUGGCGGGCAUCUGCUACGUGGGCAACCAGAGCCUCGACAACCUGCGCGGCUUCGUGCUGGCGCCGCUGGUCAUCUACCUCUUCAUCGGCACCAUGUUCCUGCUGGCCGGCUUCGUGUCGCUGUUCCGCAUCCGCUCGGUCAUCAAGCAGCAGGGCGGCCCCACCAAGACGCACAAGCUGGAGAAGCUCAUGAUCCGCCUGGGCCUCUUCACCGUGCUCUACACGGUGCCCGCCGCCGUGGUGGUCGCCUGCCUCUUCUACGAGCAGCACAACCGGCCGCGCUGGGAGGCCACGCACAACUGCCCGUGCUUGCGGGACCUGCAGCCCGACCAGGCGCGCAGGCCCGACUACGCCGUCUUCAUGCUCAAGUACUUCAUGUGCCUGGUGGUGGGCAUCACCUCGGGCGUGUGGGUCUGGUCG
Carlito syrichta (Philippine tarsier) is the source of this 471-nucleotide messenger RNA. RefSeq names its product frizzled-8. The annotation marks the transcript as partial. Gene Ontology annotation, biological process: canonical Wnt signaling pathway; non-canonical Wnt signaling pathway. NCBI's taxonomy places the organism in Eukaryota, Metazoa, Chordata, Mammalia, Primates, Tarsiidae. Gene Ontology annotation, molecular function: Wnt-protein binding; Wnt receptor activity. Gene Ontology annotation, cellular component: plasma membrane. The record is from RefSeq and is a predicted model, not a curated record. The transcript has a single exon.